GCCUGUUUGGUCCUGCGUGGUAAACUUUGUUCCCUGUUCUGGUUUCCGACGUAAAAGCCGGUCACACCUGCGCGGUUUCUCUACGCCUGUUUUCCAUUCAUUUAGAUGUCUGUCCACUGUAUUCGGUCCUAUCUCUUGAUGAGAACUCGCUAGAAUCUUUUGCUGUGAUUUGAUCUCACUCCACCCGCAUGCGCGUUGUUGCUGUUCUUAACGCUGAUUCAACUGGUUACCGUUUUCCAGAACCCCAUGGCUUCUCGUCUCCCUCAUUAUUGCAUCAUUGGAGGCGGCAUUUCGGGCCUUGCCACAGCUUACUUUCUAUCGAUUGUAAAGUCCCCUGGAACCUACCGCGUUUCUUUGUUAGAAUCAGGUCCACGCUUUGGCGGUUGGGUUCAGUCCAUCCGAAACCCGGACACUGGUAGCGUUUACGAGCUAGGUCCUCACAGCGCCCGAGCUACUGGACCAAACAGUUUGCUUCUGCGUAUGGCAUGCAGUUUGGAGUUGGAAAACUCUAUUCAGUGGCUAUGUUCAGAUCAAGAUGCCUCUAAACGUUAUAUCUAUACCGGCGAUCAGUUGGUCACAGUUUCUCCCUUUCAACUGAUUCCGACAAAGCCUUUCACACGAUCCUCUGCCGGACUUUUGGUAAGGCGACUUUUUUCGCGUCGCCCUCCCAGCAAAUCAGAUUUAUCUGUUGAUGAAUUUUUGCGCACUCGAUUUGAUGACGAAUUUGCCGACUAUUUAGGUAGCUCAAUGAUGCGCGGCAUAUACGCCGGGGAUUCGCGGGAGCUUAGUUCUCGUGCUUGCCUGCCGUCGUUGGUUCAAUCGGAAGAGCUUGGCCCGAAUCUAGUUAUCGGUCUCUUGAGGACUGCGAUGACUCGGCGGUCUUCUCGCUCUUCUUCUUUACCAACUCCUUUUGAAACCGAACUCGGAACUCUGCGCUCACCUAUCCCACGUGGAGCAUUUGCUUGGUCCCUAUCAGGAGGAAUGCAAACGUUGAUUGAUGCCUUAGUCCAGAGGUUGCAUCUUCUUGAUCCCAUGAUUUCUUUGCAGCUGAAUUCUUCAGCCCAGCGCAUCAUACGAUCUACGCACCGUUUUGCCGUUCAAUGCACUCAACAUUCGAGUGAUGAACUCACCAUACUCCCUGAUGUCGACGCUAUUUUCCUUUGUUGCCCUUCCUACAAAUCAGCUGAACUGUUACGUGAACUUGUUCCAUAUGAGAUCGCUACGCGCCUGCAGAAGUCUCACUUACCCUGGGCUAGUGUCGCUGUUUCUGUAUUGGAGUUAGACUGUUCAUCUUCGCAGUCUUUCGUUCGGGGCUUUGGCCACUUGGUCCCACGCUUAGUAGACCCUUAUGCUUUGGGUAUAGUUUACGAUUCGGUCGCGUUCCCACAAUUGGAUGGUCCUCAUCACUGUGCUCGGUACACUGUAAUGAUGAAGCCACGAUCCGAAUGGCUGAUCACCAAACCACCUUCUUUGGAACAAAUAAUUCUAUCCGAAUCGCUGACAAUUCUUAAGCGGCACUUGAAGUUAGAUAAUGUGGCCUUAGUUGGUCACCGGUCUUCUUUAUUUCCUGACUGUAUUCCGCAGUAUCCAGUCGGUCAUCUCGACAACAUUUCAUCUGUUAGAUCAGUUCUCCGAUCUCUCACAACUGAAGACUGCGCUCGUACUGGCGGAAUACAUCUUGUUGGGUUCUCUUAUGACGGUGUUAGUCUGGGUGAUGCGGUGUCCAGCGCAUUGAAAGCUGUCGUUUCAACGCUUAGUGCUGACAGCAGUUAAUACGGGUUCUUUGAAUGCGACCAUUUUUAUACUGCUUACAUGCACACAUGACAAGCUUCUUAUAGCAUGUGGAAUCGUACAUGCUCUCUUGGACAGUUUUCUGUGACCCCUUAUUUCCGUGAUGUUCAGUUUGCGAUCUGUUGACGAUCACUUCUUGUGAGCUUUUUAUCAUUUAUCGAAUCCAACUUUUCUGCUUCUUCA
This is a messenger RNA of Dicrocoelium dendriticum, 1974 nucleotides long. The record is from the annotation of a GenBank genome assembly. NCBI's taxonomy places the organism in Eukaryota, Metazoa, Platyhelminthes, Trematoda, Plagiorchiida, Dicrocoeliidae.